Molecule: messenger RNA, 2208 nt
Organism: Hyalella azteca
Lineage: Eukaryota; Metazoa; Arthropoda; Malacostraca; Amphipoda; Hyalellidae
Exons: 5
Coding region: 890-1744 (284 amino acids)
Source: RefSeq, a predicted model, not a curated record
UAGAAAUUCGGUCAAUGCAGUAUUUAAUUAUGCAAUCAAAUUCAUUCAAAUUACCCACAGGCAAUGUGAAAAGGCUUUACUUAUUGAAUGUUGUCAUAAUGUUGAAAUAACCUAUUUUGCUAAACUUUCGAAUGUCUUGCAGAUGGAGAAUCACGGACUAGACAAAAACAGCUUUAACAGCUAGGACUGCAAUAUUAGGACUGAUUAAAUUAAUUAGGACUUCCAACAAAUUUGUUGGAACUCUACUCAAAAUGGCCACUGUAUUAUUGGAGUGCGAAGUUUGUAGCGAGGCAUUCGAUACUGGCAACCACAAGCCGCUUUGUCUCUCGUGCGGCCACACGUUCUGCUUCUCGUGCAUUACAAACAUAUUAACCGGGCCAGAAGAUAAAAAUUGUCCAAAAUGCAGGAAAGAAAUUUCCCAGCGCACUGAUGAAAUGAUGGUUAACUACGCAUUGAUUCCCUCUGAAGUAAAGGCUCGUCUAAAUCCCAUGCGUUUACAGUCGGCAACGCUGUACUCGCACGAGGGGAAGGUUCGCGAUUUCCUCUGCGUGGACUGCAUGGAACUCUUGUGCUUCACGUGCGCCAGGGGCACGCACGCUACGCAUAACAUUGAGUUUUUAGACGACCUGCUUCAAGAAGGGAAAAACGUUUCGGAAUCAUGGGCAAAAAUACGGUCCACGAUGAAGAGUCAACUUGAAAGCGUGAAUAGUUUCGUUUCCGUAUCAGACGAAAUUUUGAAUUUGGCUGAUGAAUUGCUUUACCUGAAGACUGAUUUUGAGGGCUGGAAGGAUGCGUGCUGGCCCAGAAAGCAUCAACAGAGCAAUAUCUCGAGGUCUGGGGUGAUGAGAAGAGCGAAGUGGAUCAGAACAAUAGACAAGAACUAAGGGAAAUGCUCAGUCGUCUAAAAUUGGAACCUGAAAAAAAUAGCAAGAUACAAGAAAUCAAAGAGAGGUUGGAUGCAGUAAGCAAAAAAUGUUCUUCGUUAGAGGCACAAACGCGUAAGCUCAUGCCGCCCGAUGAACGCUGGAUUAUCACCAGCAGUGCUGAUAGCGAGCUAGCUGUCGCCAGCCUAAUAGAGAAAAGACGGCCCAGUCGCCUCGUUGUGGUGUCCACCCACACCAGCCCCAUCUCUGGGCUAUACGAUCUGCUGUCCCGCCUCGCCGCACGCUACACCGGCAACAUCAGCCUGCUGCCCCUUGACUCCUUCUGGGGGCUGGCAGGACAGUCGGAUCGAACACUGUCAUAUCUCUGGAGCUACUGCAGUUUUCGGAAUAAGCUGACUGCCGUGUACGGCUCCCACAAACAAAUCUGGGAACACUGGAAGGAAUUUGGAACAGCUUGCGAUUACAACUUUCGUUUCGACUGCUAUGCCGAUUAUCGUCUCAUCAACGAUUGGACACUACGACGCAUUGAAAAUGUGUGCUGCGUCACACGAACUUCGAGUGAAAUCAGUGAAAUCCUAAGUAAAUUCGUGGUCACCCGCUGGCACUUCCCUGAUCUCGGAGACGAGGACGUGAACUGGAUGUCAUCCAUCCUGGCAGAGUACUCCAACUACCAUCCAGUGAGGGAACUUGUCCUCCCGAGGGAUCAGCUCACAGACGCAGGAGCUCGUCAGCUGUUUCAGAAGGUGCCCACUAUUGAGAUGCUCUACCACGAACCUGACGCUCCUCACCUAGAGUCUGCUUGCCCCUCCAGUGCGGAAUGCGUCAAGUUGACGAUCACCAACAUUCUUCACUGGGCAUAGAACUGUUAGCAAAUUUAGACUUGCACUAGAAUAUUAAAUCAACCGCAGCUGUAUGCAUCAUUUCAUUUGUCAAUGAACGAGUAAACAUUUUAAUCUUCAUAGAAUAACUUUUAAGCUCUGAAUUAGAAUGAUAAAACAUCUGAUAUUCGCUUUGGUUUAAGUUUUCACUAAGAAAGGACGAGCUUUUUCAAUGAUGGUACAUAGUCGACCAUGAUUCUAAUAAGUGGAAGAUGAUGACCAUAACAGACGAUGGGUCUAUUCAAAGUUUUCUUUAUGUUUCACCUCGAAAAGCACUUUCAUUUGACCCUGGUGUUCGAUGGAGAUAUUAUACCGCAAAAGGAACAGGCAGCACAUCAGCAACAACAAAGAAAACCUACUUUUUGUCAACAAGUGGAAAAUGCAGAUGCUGGCCCAAGCAUUUACUUGUACCUUUCUUAAGCUUCUAUAUGAUAUCUUAAGCCAAA